This is a messenger RNA of Capsicum annuum, 793 nucleotides long. RefSeq names its product reactive Intermediate Deaminase A, chloroplastic. Gene Ontology annotation, molecular function: deaminase activity. Gene Ontology annotation, cellular component: cytosol. The record is from RefSeq and is a predicted model, not a curated record. NCBI's taxonomy places the organism in Eukaryota, Viridiplantae, Streptophyta, Magnoliopsida, Solanales, Solanaceae.
GCCGCCGCCAGUCGAUUUCAAAUUCCGGCAAUGGACGUCGCCGCCCUACGCAGCCGUGCUCCGGUAGCUUUCGGAGUUGGCUGUGUAUCUCUUGCUGGUGCAAAGUUUUGUGGGUCUUCUUCUUCAUUAGCUCGAUCAAAACCCUUUGCUUGCUUAAGCAUUUCUACUGAUGCCAGUAUUAAGGAGGCUGUUCACACUGAAAAAGCUCCAGCAGCAUUGGGGCCAUACUCUCAAGCCAUCAAAGCCAAUAAUUUUGUUUUCGUCUCUGGAUGUCUGGGUCUUAUUCCAGAGACCGGGAAAUUUGUCUCAGAUAGUGUGGAGGAUCAAACAGAGCAGGUUCUUAAGAAUAUGGGGGAGAUACUUAAAGCAAGCGGCGUUAGCUACUCCUCAGUUGUUAAGACAACCAUCUUAUUAGCUGAUCUGAACGACUUCAAGAAAGUGAAUGAGAUUUAUGCGAAAUAUUUUCAAGCUCCUGCACCAGCUCGGGCAACUUAUCAGGUGGCAGCAUUGCCGAUGAAUGCAAAGAUUGAAGUCGAGUGCAUAGCAGCAUUAUGAUCCCUCCAUAACGUGUUCAUCUUCCAAUAAGGAGAAAGUCUUUCGACUACCCUGCCUAGAUUCUUAGAUUUAAUAAUCCGGGAGUUAGCUACUAGUUCAGGAACUCUUGUCUACCUUCUUUUGGCUACAACUUCCCGGAGCUGGGAAUUAACUUUAUCUAAGAACGUAUUGUAACUCAGCGGCCAUGAGUAUUGCAUGCGUUCGUGUUACACUAUUGUGAAGAAGAAACUUGGUGAUA